AUGCAAGCUCCACAGCAAGCCCUAAAACUAUCACUGUCGGAAUCUUUUCCAGGGCCGACGAUAGAUCAAGUGAGGCAACUAGCCCCAGUACCUGAUGACCAGAUCAGUAUUUGGAAAGACCCCAAUAAGGUCGCUCACGUCGGUUUCCACGGCCCAGGACGACAUGCUACCACUCUUGAGCUUGCGCAGGGAUGCCAAUCCUGGUGGCCGGAUAGCCACGAUAACAGCGAAUACGAUAGAGAUGUCAAGAACAUUUGGUACUCUACUUUGAGAUGGCAUAUGGGGGAGAUCCUCAGCCGAGAUAUCAAGCGACCCAUUGUCAAGGCUGGCAAACGACCAGAGAAAGAGCUAUUCCCGGAGCCUGAACUGCAAACCAUGCUCAAGAAGAUGGGCAAGACGGUCCGGAGGGUCGUUGUGAUGGGGCUUGGAACACUCGAAAAGGCUAAACAGGAGGACUUUCCUCACAACUAUCGAUCUUACAUGUUGGUCCGGCAGAUUAUAGGCAGUUUGUUGGAGAUGCUGAGGAAGGAAUACAUCAAGGAUUGGAGCGAAAAGCCACACGUCGAAGUCAUUUUCGAAGAUGAUUGGUACACGGACUUCGACAUCGAAUUCUUGAGCAAAGAAUUCUUCGUCCUUCCUGACGUGAGAAAUGAGGUGAGCGUCUCAGUCCGCGCAAGCAAUAACGGAGGUUGGUUAGACGCAAUAGUACCAACUGAUGGCCGCGGUGGAUGGAUGGGUGAUGACUGGAUGUUCAUCACGUUCAACACGAAGACGCCCAUACGGCAAGUCCUCGCUGGACACGUCUGCGGGCCCGAGCCGCCUGAGCCGCCAAACCCUAUCCAAGGGAAAAGAAAGAAGCCGAUGAAACCUAGCGCGAUCAUCUGUCGACCUUGGGGGGAUCAGGAUCCGGAAUCAUGCGAUUCAUCAGAUGAACGCGUUAAAAAGUUUUUUCAGGGUUACAAUCAGAUAGAGCUGCUGAAGGAUGACCCCAAGGGGCUAGGUCAUUCAGUCUUUCAUUAUUUGGAGCCUCGAGAGGUCGGGAAAUUCGACGAAGAGCGAUAG
This is a messenger RNA of Alternaria viburni, 1062 nucleotides long. RefSeq lists its product as uncharacterized. The coding region runs from base 1 to 1062 and encodes 353 amino acids. The transcript is spliced from 2 exons. The record is from RefSeq and is a predicted model, not a curated record. Lineage: Eukaryota; Fungi; Ascomycota; Dothideomycetes; Pleosporales; Pleosporaceae.